UUUAUCAAUACCUCUGUGCCCAAGAAAGAAAAUUUGUCUUUACUCUUUAAAACGUAAUAAUAUAAUAUACUAGUAAUAUAUUAGAUUUCAUAUUUUAUAGAAAUAAAGAAGUAAUUACAGCAUUUCCUUGAUCUACACUAAUCAACAAGUCAACACUCCAAAGAAAAACUCAGAGCAAAAAAGAUGUGGAUUUUUGGAAGGAAAGGAGGAUCUGGAUUUUCAGCUUCUUCUACUGCUGAAGCAGUUACUCAAGGAAUUGAUGCUACUGGCCUCACUGCCAUUGUUACAGGAGCAUCAAGUGGUAUUGGUGCAGAAACGACGCGUGUCUUUGCAAUGCGUGGCGCACAUGUAGUAAUGGCAGUUCGCAAUGUAAAAACUGGCGCAGAAGUUAAAGAAAGUAUUCUUAAAGAGAUUCCUCAUGCCAAAAUUGAUGUAAUGGAGUUGGAUCUCAGUUCUAUGGCAUCCGUUAGGAAGUUUGCAUCAGAGUAUAACUCUUCUGGCCAUCCUCUGAACAUCCUAAUCAAUAAUGCAGGGGUUAUGGCUCCGCCAUUCAUGCUUUCUCAAGACAACAUUGAAUUGCAGUUUGCAACUAAUCAUCUAGGUCAUUUUCUUUUGACAAAUCUUUUGCUAGAGAACCUGAAAAAUACAGCUCAACAGAGCCACAAAGAAGGAAGGAUUGUUAAUGUUUCAUCAAUGGGACAUAAGUUUACAUACCGUGAAGGAAUUCGCUUUGACAAAAUCAAUGACAAAGAUAGUUACACUUCUUGGUAUGCUUAUGGACAAUCAAAGCUUGCUAAUAUCUUACAUGCUAAUGAACUUGCAAGGCGUUUCAAGGAAGAAGGACUGGAGAUAACUGCAAAUUCGCUUCACCCAGGGGCAAUUAAUACCAACCUCAUGCGUCACCAGAAUUUGAUUGAAGGCAUAGUUAACUGGAUUGGCAAAUAUUUUAUUAAAGAUAUUCCACAGGGAGCGGCAACUACGUGCUAUGUGGCUUUGCAUCCUCAGGUGAAGGGGAUAAGCGGUGAAUAUUUUUCGGACAGCAAUGUUGCUACACCAACUUCUCAUGCUACAGAUACAGAAUUGGCAAAGAAACUCUGGGAUUUCAGCUUGAAUUUGACAAACCCUCAGUAGAAACAACGACAACCUUGGUUUAUAGAUUCAUAAUUUCAGUAUGUGAUCAUAGUGUGAAUGUUCUUCACAAGUUCUCCUAUUUGUCCUUUUUGUCUUUUCAAAUACUUUUUGCUUCUUAUGGACUAUUGAAAGUAGAAUGAUGACUAUCUUUAUAUACUCGUUAAUUGACUAUUGAAAGUAGCUGCACAUACA
Messenger RNA from Nicotiana attenuata, 1323 nucleotides. RefSeq names its product short-chain dehydrogenase TIC 32, chloroplastic-like. NCBI's taxonomy places the organism in Eukaryota, Viridiplantae, Streptophyta, Magnoliopsida, Solanales, Solanaceae. The record is from RefSeq and is a predicted model, not a curated record. The transcript has 8 exons. Bases 184 to 1131 code for a protein of 315 amino acids.